GUGCGAAACAAACAAAUGCCAACGGUUCGAUCGUGCACUCAUACGUAAAUUAAUACUCAACUACACAACUAAUAACUAAUAUAGUCAUAUAUAUAUAAUGUCGGAUUCAUUAUACUCAACACGAGAAGACCAAAACAAUCAAAGAUUUGAUCAGCUAGCACACACCCUCCAUCAAUUUAGAACCACAGUAAAUAACGACAUCCAUGGCUCCAUACAGCAAGAAAACUCAAUCUUGGACUCAUUAAGUGACAACUUCAGUCUGUUAAUGGUUCUGGUUAAACGAACUAGUGGAGAAUUACGUACUGUCAUGAAUAGAAACGCAAGCUUGACGAGAAUCGUGGGGAUGAUCUUGCUUGUAUUCUUUAUAAUCUGGAUGUUAUAUAAAUUUAGAUAGGCAAAAAUAUACUAACUACUACUACUACUUCUUGUUAACUACAUCAGAACCCAAUCUAUAGUUACCAAUGGCAUUCCCCCAGUUGAUCUUGGAUCGAGUGAUGGGCAAUAAUCUUCUCAAGUUCUUGAAUUGUUGUUGGUUAAGGUCGUUGAAUUGGUCAAUGAUCUUCAAGGUGACUUUAGUUUCGGAAUUACUAAUGAAAUUGACAAUAUCGCUGGCACUACCACCGACUGAUUCACCGUCCAACUUUUCAUCCAACUUCAAUCUGACAUUCCCAUCUUCAUAGUAAUGUAUAUCUAAAUUGACCGUUCCUGAGAUUUGUCCAUUUUGAAUGGCGUACUCACUCUUCCAUUGACCGGUGUAGAAAUUAUCAGGAUUCAAUCUGCGUCCAAUGAUAAUGACACGGACAACAUCACCAGGGAUAACCGUGAACGCAAACUGAGGGUAGUGAUCCUCCCCAUAUGUUUCCAAUUUUUUGACCAAUUCAUCAAAAUAUGAAGGAUAGUCGGCGUGUGCAGUGUACAGCUCUAUAUCAAUAGCCUUAAAGCUUUUGGUGUCAAUGUUAAACAUCUUCUUGGAGACAUAAUCAAUAUAUUUCGAAGAAUUGGCGUCUUUAUUAUAUUGACUGGCAAUAUAUCCCGAAAACACACUGCUGUUUUCAUUAAUGUACUUCUCAAGAGCUUGGUCAAUACUUUCAUGAGUCAAAGCAGAAAGACUGUUGUUGAUUUGAGGCAAUUCACCUGGUGGCGAGGUUUUGACUAAUGAGUCAACCAAUUGAUUUAAUUUAACUGACAUUGUAUGUAUUGCUUGCGGGAGCUAACUAGGUGGGUCCCUCGACUACACUUGAAAUCCGCACUGAAAAGUUACACCCAUAUGGAUCGAUUUGGUAUAUGCAGGACCACAACACACUAACCUGAUCCCAUACAUACAAUACGAUCAGAUUAAGUUAAGUAGAGUUGUUAUAUGUAAUAGAAUAUAUAAGUACACAUUCACGACAACAAAAACGCACCAGCUCCUUCCCUAAUGGCCUGUAAUAACUUCUCUCGCAUAACAUCUUCGCUGGAAUAAUUGGGCAACUUCAAAUAAUUAGCACAGGUCAUUACACUAGGUAAAUAGUCAUCAUCAACAUUACCCUUCAAAUCACUCAAAAUCAGAAUGAUAUCCUUGAUCAAACCCUCUCGUUCAAAAUUGGAAAUGAAUGCUGUUCCAUGCGAUUUUUCAAAUAUGGUGCGAAUAAUCUUGAAUGAUGCAAGUAGAAGUGCGUUUGCAUUGAUCUUGUUGAUGUCUUCUGGUUCGCUCCUUACUGGGUGGGCUGAUUCUUCUUC
Messenger RNA from Spathaspora passalidarum NRRL Y-27907, 1719 nucleotides. It is a transcript of the gene SFT1, whose product is annotated as Sft1p. NCBI's taxonomy places the organism in Eukaryota, Fungi, Ascomycota, Pichiomycetes, Serinales, Debaryomycetaceae. The record is from RefSeq and is a predicted model, not a curated record. The coding region runs from base 98 to 394 and encodes 98 amino acids. The transcript is spliced from 2 exons.